GUACAUUGUGUUUGUGAGCAAGCAUCAUGAGGGAUUCUGUAACUGGCCGUCCAAAUAUUCCUUCAACUGGAACUCUGGGGAUGUGGGACCUAACAGAGAUAUUGUGGGAGAAUUAGCGGACUCAAUAAAGAAUAAGACUGAUAUUCAUUGUCUGCACCAUUUCUUAUUUGAAUGGUUUCAUCCACUGUAUCAGAAAGACAAGGCCAAUAACUACACAGCACAGGACUUUGUCAGGACAAAGACAAUGCCAGAGCUGUAUGAACUUGUUAACAGAUAUAAACCUGACGUUGUGUGGUCGGACGGAGACUGGGAAACAACAGACGUAUACUGGAAUGCUACACAGUUUCUGGCCUGGCUGUAUAAUGAAAGUCCAGUGAAAGACACAGUGGCUGUAAAUGAUCGAUGGGGAAACAACAUCAGGUGUAAACACGCAGGAUUUUUGAAUUGUGAUGAUAGAUUUAAUCCAGGAAAACUACAAAAGAAAAAGUGGGAAAAUGCGAUGACCAUUGACAAGUUUUCUUGGGGAUACCGCAGAAGGGCAGUCAUUUCUGACUAUCUUACAAUGAAGGACAUAGCAAAAGUCAUAGCUACAACAGUAAGUUGUGGAGGAAAUGUGCUCAUUAACAUAGGGCCCACACAUGAUGGGAGGAUAGCACCUGUGUUUGAGGAGAGACUGAAACAAAUGGGUCAAUGGUUGGGGGUCAAUGGAGAGGCCAUCUACGAAUCUGUGCCCUGGAGUCACCAGAAUGAUACCAUCACCCCAGAUGUAUGGUAGGCAUCA
This is a messenger RNA of Saccostrea cuccullata (small rock oyster), 781 nucleotides long. RefSeq names its product alpha-L-fucosidase-like. Gene Ontology annotation, molecular function: alpha-L-fucosidase activity. Gene Ontology annotation, biological process: glycoside catabolic process; fucose metabolic process. Gene Ontology annotation, cellular component: lysosome. The record is from RefSeq and is a predicted model, not a curated record. NCBI's taxonomy places the organism in Eukaryota, Metazoa, Mollusca, Bivalvia, Ostreida, Ostreidae.